Molecule: messenger RNA, 9641 nt
Organism: Sorex araneus (European shrew)
Lineage: Eukaryota; Metazoa; Chordata; Mammalia; Eulipotyphla; Soricidae
Gene: TNKS
Product: tankyrase
Exons: 27
Coding region: 20-4006 (1328 amino acids)
Cellular component (GO): nucleus; cytoplasm
Molecular function (GO): protein binding; NAD+ poly-ADP-ribosyltransferase activity
Source: RefSeq, a predicted model, not a curated record
GGGCUGGGGGAGUGCGAAGAUGGCGGCGUCGCGUCGCUCUCAGCAUCAUCACCACCAUCAUCAACAACAACUCCAGCCCGCCCCAGGGGCUCCGGCGCCGCCGCCGCCACCUCCGCCCCCACUCAGCCCUGGCCUGGCCCCGGGGACCACUCCAGCCUCCCCGACGGUGGGUGGCCUGCCCCCCUUCGCCUCCCCUCGGCACGGCCUAGCGCUGCCGGAGGGGGAUGGUAGUCGGGACCCACCCGACAGGCCCCGAUCCCCGGACCCGGCUGACAGUACCAGCUGUUGCAGUGCUACCAGCCCCGUCUGUACGGUAGCUCCCGCUCCCGUGCUCCCGGCGGUCGCAGCUUCAUCGACCGUCGGGGUCGCUCCCGGCCCAGCCGGCGGGGGCAAUAACAAUUCCUCGUCAUCCUCUUCCUCCCCGACUUCUUCCUCCUCCUCUUCUCCAUCCUCCCCCGGAUCGAGCCUGGCUGAGAGCCCCGAGGCGGCGGCCGGAGCUAGCAGCGCCGCGACCCUGGGGCCUGGGGCCGCGGGGGCCGGGCCAGGGGUCCCCGCGGUGAGCGGGGCCUUGCGGGAGCUGCUGGAAGCCUGUCGCAAUGGGGACGUGUCGCGGGUCAAGAGGCUGGUGGACGCCGCCAACGUGAACGCUAAGGACAUGGCCGGCCGGAAGUCUUCUCCCCUGCACUUCGCUGCAGGUUUUGGAAGAAAGGAUGUCGUAGAACACUUACUACAGAUGGGUGCUAAUGUCCAUGCUCGUGAUGAUGGAGGUCUCAUCCCACUUCAUAAUGCUUGUUCUUUUGGCCAUGCUGAGGUUGUGAGUCUGUUACUGUGCCAAGGAGCUGAUCCAAAUGCCAGAGAUAACUGGAACUAUACCCCUCUGCAUGAAGCUGCUAUUAAAGGGAAAAUUGAUGUAUGUAUUGUGCUGCUGCAGCACGGAGCGGAUCCAAACAUUCGGAACACAGAUGGCAAAUCGGCCCUGGACCUGGCGGAUCCUUCAGCAAAAGCGGUCCUCACAGGUGAAUACAAGAAAGACGAACUCCUAGAAGCUGCUAGGAGUGGUAAUGAAGAAAAACUAAUGGCUUUACUGACUCCUCUAAAUGUGAAUUGCCAUGCAAGUGAUGGACGAAAGUCUACUCCUUUACACCUAGCAGCAGGCUACAACCGGGUUCGGAUAGUGCAGCUUCUUCUUCAGCAUGGUGCUGAUGUUCAUGCAAAAGACAAAGGUGGACUUGUGCCUCUUCAUAACGCAUGUUCAUAUGGACAUUACGAGGUCACAGAACUGCUACUAAAGCAUGGAGCUUGUGUUAACGCUAUGGAUCUCUGGCAGUUUACUCCACUCCAUGAGGCUGCUUCAAAGAAUCGUGUAGAAGUCUGCUCUCUCUUACUUAGCCACGGUGCUGACCCUACAUUAGUCAAUUGCCAUGGCAAAAGUGCUGUGGAUAUGGCUCCAACACCUGAGCUCCGGGAGAGGUUGACAUAUGAAUUUAAAGGUCAUUCUUUACUACAAGCAGCCAGAGAAGCAGACUUAGCCAAAGUCAAGAAAACACUUGCUUUGGAAAUCAUUAAUUUCAAACAACCACAGUCUCAUGAAACUGCACUGCACUGUGCUGUGGCCUCCUUGCAUCCCAAACGAAAACAAGUGACAGAAUUACUACUUAGAAAAGGAGCAAAUGUUAAUGAAAAAAAUAAAGAUUUCAUGACUCCCCUGCAUGUUGCAGCAGAGAGAGCCCACAACGAUGUCCUGGAAGUUCUGCAUAAACAUGGAGCAAAGAUGAAUGCACUGGACACCCUUGGUCAGACUGCUUUACAUAGAGCGGCCCUUGCGGGUCACCUGCAGACCUGUCGCCUCCUCCUGAGCUACGGCUCGGAUCCCUCCAUCAUCUCUUUGCAAGGCUUUACAGCGGCACAGAUGGGAAAUGAAGCAGUGCAGCAGAUUCUGAGUGAAAGUACACCUAUGCGCACAUCAGAUGUCGACUAUCGACUUUUAGAGGCUUCUAAAGCCGGAGACUUGGAAACUGUGAAGCAACUUUGCAGCCCCCAAAAUGUGAAUUGCAGAGAUUUAGAGGGUCGACACUCGACACCCUUGCACUUUGCAGCAGGCUACAAUCGAGUGUCUGUGGUGGAGUACCUCCUGCACCAUGGUGCCGAUGUCCAUGCCAAAGACAAAGGUGGCUUGGUACCCCUUCAUAAUGCCUGUUCAUAUGGACACUAUGAGGUGGCUGAGCUUUUAGUAAGGCAUGGUGCUUCAGUCAAUGUGGCCGAUCUAUGGAAGUUUACCCCUCUGCAUGAAGCAGCAGCAAAAGGAAAAUAUGAAAUCUGCAAGCUCCUUUUAAAACAUGGAGCUGAUCCAACAAAAAAGAACAGAGAUGGAAAUACACCACUAGAUCUGGUGAAAGAGGGAGACACAGAUAUUCAGGACUUACUGAGAGGUGAUGCUGCUUUGUUGGAUGCAGCCAAGAAGGGCUGCCUAGCAAGAGUGCAGAAGCUCUGUACCCCAGAGAACAUCAACUGCAGAGACACCCAGGGCAGGAACUCCACCCCUCUGCACCUGGCUGCAGGUUAUAAUAACCUGGAAGUAGCUGAGUAUCUUCUUGAGCAUGGAGCAGAUGUUAAUGCCCAAGAUAAAGGUGGUUUAAUUCCUCUUCAUAAUGCAGCCUCCUAUGGGCAUGUGGACAUAGCGGCCUUAUUGAUAAAAUACAAUACAUGUGUAAAUGCAACAGAUAAGUGGGCAUUUACUCCUCUUCACGAAGCAGCCCAGAAAGGAAGGACACAGUUAUGUGCCCUGCUUUUAGCACACGGUGCGGAUCCAACUAUGAAGAACCAAGAAGGUCAAACACCAUUAGACCUGGCAACCGCUGACGAUAUCAGGGCAUUGCUGAUAGACGCCAUGCCUCCAGAGGCCUUACCCACCUGCUUCAAACCUCAGGCCACUGUAGUGAGUGCCUCUAUGAUCUCCCCAGCAUCCACCCCCUCUUGCCUGUCUGCCGCUAGCAGCAUAGACAACCUCACGGGCCCUUUAGCGGAGUUGGCGGUGGGAGGAGCGUCCAACACGGGGGACGGUGCCGCAGGUACAGAGAGGAAGGAAGGAGAAGUUGCGGGUCUUGACAUGAAUAUCAGCCAAUUCCUAAAAAGCCUUGGACUCGAACACCUUCGGGACAUCUUUGAAACAGAACAGAUAACACUGGAUGUGUUGGCUGAUAUGGGUCAUGAAGAGUUGAAAGAAAUAGGUAUCAAUGCAUAUGGACACCGCCACAAAUUAAUCAAAGGAGUAGAAAGACUUUUGGGUGGACAACAAGGCACGAAUCCUUAUUUGACUUUUCACUGUGUUAAUCAGGGGACUAUUUUGCUAGAUCUUGCUCCAGAGGAUAAGGAAUACCAGUCAGUAGAAGAGGAGAUGCAGAGUACAAUUCGAGAACAUAGAGAUGGAGGCAAUGCUGGUGGCAUCUUCAAUAGAUACAAUGUCAUUCGAAUUCAGAAAGUUGUCAACAAGAAGUUGAGGGAGCGGUUCUGUCACAGGCAAAAAGAAGUGUCUGAGGAGAACCACAACCACCACAACGAGCGCAUGCUAUUCCAUGGUUCUCCUUUCAUCAAUGCCAUUAUUCAUAAGGGGUUUGAUGAGCGACAUGCAUACAUAGGAGGCAUGUUUGGUGCUGGGAUUUAUUUUGCUGAAAAUUCAUCUAAAAGCAAUCAGUACGUUUAUGGUAUUGGAGGAGGAACAGGCUGCCCCACGCACAAAGAUCGAUCCUGUUACAUAUGUCACAGACAAAUGCUUUUCUGUAGAGUGACCCUGGGAAAAUCUUUUCUGCAGUUCAGCACCAUGAAAAUGGCCCAUGCCCCGCCUGGACAUCACUCAGUGAUUGGGCGGCCGAGUGUGAAUGGGCUGGCAUAUGCUGAAUAUGUCAUCUACAGAGGCGAACAGGCAUACCCAGAAUAUCUAAUCACAUACCAGAUCAUGAAGCCAGAAGCUCCUUCACAAACUGCAACAGCUGCAGAGCAGAAGACAUAGUGAAUGCCCCACUGGUAAAGGCCAAAUCAGAUUUAAGCCUGGGACUGGACUACAGUGAAUUGUUUCCAACAAAAUCAAUGUUCCAUAAAUCCCUGACAGCCUAGAAAUAAGCUGUUUGUCUUUUAUAAAGCAUUGCUAUAGUGAUGGAUAUAGUAUGAGUAAUUGAUACAUACUCAGUUGCUACUGUUCCCUUUGAGGAAAUGUUUACAGGGGUGGCCUUUUAACAUAUCUCAGGCUCAUUUUCAUUGCAGUCAUCCAUUUCUAAGAGAGGAUUGCUUUGAGCUAGACUUGGAAAUAGUAAAAAAGCAAACAUAGCCAAUACUCCUACCAAACGUUCACAAUUUACACACUACAUCUACUUUGUUACAUAUGACACAUGUAUAUAACAAGUAUGCACAUAUGACAGACUUGCAUUUCAUUUUUCUAAACAUACAGUUGCCUUUUUUCUCCAUCUCUGUGUGUGCACACCCAUGCAUGUAUGCAUGCACACAUGCUUACUUUGAAAAUGAGCCAGAGUCUUCUUGAGGAUAUUUUGCACAAAGUCACGGUGACAAAAAUCAUUAGCAAUGCAACCCAAGCUCUUGGCUGAGCAAGAUUUUUGUUUCCACUUUUUUGUGAUUUAUUUUAUUUGUAGUGUCAUCCACAUAAAUGAAAUGAAAUAGAAAAACAUCAAGUUUCGGCUUCCUUCUCUGUGUUGGCCAGUCAUACACGGGAAAGGCAUGACCAACAAAUGAUUUCCGAGCUCCGAGCUAAGGAAAGCCAGCCCCAAGGAAGGCCACUUGCUCUUGCUAGUGCCGUCCUGCCACUAGGGGACCAGGCAGUGUAUGAAUCAGAGCACCAGCAGGGAAGGGGGAAGCGUGGGGCCCCCAUGCCAGAGGGCUGCAGAGAAGCAGCUUAGAGACUUAGGGGGAGCCUGAGCCUCCAGCAUUCGCAGCAGAAACGGAUUUUUCAGAGGACAAAGAACUUCACUGAAUCCUCCCAUUGGAAUGGUCACCCACAGAAUUCGAUGCCUUACUUCCAAAUUCAAUGGUCUUUUCGUGCUUCGUUUGAGUCACCAUAUUUUUGCGACUCACCAUACUGCUUUAUUGGCUCCCAGGUUUAGAAAACUAGGAUUCAGAUCAUUUAGUAACUCGUGACACACAAAUGUAAGAACUUUGUUUUUACUCCAGAGUUAGGGUUUAUUUUGAGUGAGCUGCUUCGAGAAUUUUCAUAGGUUCCUGCACUAUGUUCUUUGAACCAUUUCUUCAACCUUCUUACUAAACAAAAAGAAUAAAAACUGAAACCAAAGUUCUGUCAGUUACUUUUUUAAAUGAAGAUGGAGAAAAAGUUUCCCCAUGAAAUUACUACUUUGUUUUGCUUGUUUUUAUUUCCAUUUGCCAAGUGUACAUUGGCACUUCUAAGAAAUUAUCACAGUUUAUAGUUGCCCUUUCACCUUAACUAAAUACCAAAUUUAGUGCAUUAAUUUUAACUUUGAUAUGCUGUGCAUCUAAUGAGCUUUAAGCAAAGAUAAUAUAAAUGGGGUAUUUUAAAAAAAAAAAGAAUGGCUCAAAUUUGCCUUUUAAACUUACAGUCCUAAAAGAAAAAAAAGUAUUUUUUAAAUGCAGAUUGAUUCGGCUUAUUUAAACUUCUCAAGAAAAAUGACUGCAUGAAAAAAAUUCUUGAAUAGGCUCUUACAGUAAACUUUUCCUUUCCUUUUAACUUAUGCCCGAUGCUAGAACCUAUACAUUCGAGCUAGUUUGAGUUUUAUAGCUGAUUCUUGCAUGGGUCCUCAAAAUUACAUCAAAAAUUAGCCUCAGUUGUUGCUUCUAUUGAAGUUUUAGUGACCCAAGCUGGGUGUUUGUGUCGGGCCUACUUGUUUAUUAGAGUAGAAUUCUAUAUGAUGCUUGGAAGUUUGAUAUCCACUGAGAGGGCUUUCUCCUCCUCCUCUGUUGCUGUGGGUAACCGUGCGUGAAGGGGAUGGCACCCCUGUAGUUCCCUAACUGUGAAAGUGUGUUACUGUCUCCCCAUUUAGACAUAGUUUAAACUGGUAAACACAGCUGUGAUUUUUGAUUAAAUGGUUAUUAUGGUAUAGAUUUUUAAAAAAGAAAAGCUUUUAUAGCUUCCAUUAAAAAGAUAAAGCCACUACCCUACUGUGGUUUAAUAUCGUUUCCAUCAUUCUAACUCAAUAUAUGUACCAGUUUAAACUUCAGCCUUACACUUCAGAAGUUAAACUGUGGUCCAGUAUUUAAACUGCCAGUGUUACAUAUCUGAUGUUCUGUGUGCCAAGUGAAGGUACCGUGUAAGGAAGAUAAUCGCAAUGUGUCUUCGCUUGUAAUGAUGCAAAUAGUAGUCUUGAAAGGAUGUAUGUGUUGUGUGUGUAUGUAUACAUGUAUACACAUAUAUAAUAUAUAUACAUAUAUAUAUUCAUCUGCUAAAGAGAAUGGGUUAGUUGAUUGCUCAUAGGAACCAACUACAUUUUUUAGAGUUUGAAAACCAAAGGUCAUCAUGAGUGCACCCAAAAAAAUUGGCCACAUUAGGCAUUUCCUUCUACCACAGUCUAAAGCACCCUUUGGAAUGUGAAAGCAUGGCAUUCAAUGAGGCUGAACUUCUUUAAUUUUUUUCUUUUUGUCUCUAUACUUCAUAAAAGAAAUAGGAGCAAAUCUCAGACUUCUAAUCUGACUAACCCUGAAACAGUCCCUGUUUCUCAAAUAGUUAGAAAGGAAAAUCCAAGUGCCUCCAUCAGUUUUACCGAAAUUCCCCAAAGGCUUCUAGAUCUAAUGCUUCCAGUCUACUUGGUACUGGUCGGCCAGAUGGGUGCCUGACUCCAGCAUGAAUGAAGUACUCUAGAAGCCCUCAUACUUGACCUCCUUCCCUUUUCCCCAGAUUGCUGGUCUGACAUUUUAACUAGCUCCAACAGUUACCUUUCGCCCUCCCUUUUUCCUUUUUCCUUUAUCUUGAGUCUUCUAAAAGACUAGGAGACAAUGUCUCUCUAUGUCCAUGUUACAACUGGAACUGGGUGUUAGACCCUCUGGUGCUCCACUCAGAAAAUUCUGCCGCUCUGUUAACAAAUGACAACUGUCGGGCCCAGAGUUUCCAUUCUAAGCAUAACAAUACAGUGCAACCAGAUACUUAGGUACCUUUCCUUCUUGGAGUUUGGAAUUUUGGUUUUUCCAACAAUAUAAAUCGAACAAAUCAUAUUUAUUAAGAUGUUUUCAUGAAAUAGCAGCCUUAUGUUCUGUUGAGCUUGAUCUUUAUUUCCUUUGCUCUCCAAGUAAAGGAAGUGUUUUGAAACUUGCAGCAGAAUGCUUGAAUAUGGCAAGUCAUAUAGAUUAAUAUUCUAUUCUUAUGCAAAAAAUUGACCUGUGGCAAAUGCUGGAAGAACAGUACUAGAAUGCAGUAAGUUGUCUAGGUUUCUCUCCUUGGCAGAACUUCUCCCAGUUGCUCAGAGGGCAGCGAACAGCAUUCCCUGACCCUUUCUCAGCACUGCUCUCUGGAUUCCAGGCAGUGCCCUUGAAAUUGCAGCACAUGCAUUUCUCAGCCCCCUGCCCCGUUGUGCCCCGUUUCCACGGGGAGAUAGCUGUGAAGCACAGCCUUCUGACUUGCUUUCUGGUAGACUGGUGAUCUUGACGAGAGCUACAGUUUCAGGGAACAUUCAGUGCUGACAUCAAGAUGGGUUUCAUGGGUUAGAAAUUUAAGGCUUACGUAAAACUUCUUUGAUGUCAGAUCAAUGGGAGAAAAAUAGAAAUGUCAUUGUGAAGAUAUUGUAACUCGAUUUAGACACACAUAGGAGAUGGAAAGCAAAAUGUAUCUUUAAAACUAAACACCCUCUGGAUGUUUUGGGCACAUUGGUGGUGGUGAAGGUGCUGAACUUUGUAUGCCAAAAGCAUAAGCAUUAGCGCUAUGAUUAUUUUUAAAAAAAUUAUAAACAUUAGUGAAACACCCGAAGAAGUGAGGAUUCCUCACAUACCUUGUGCAUUCUGAAAUACACAAUUAAAUGUUCUUCCUAAGAGAGCCUUAACUAUGGCAGAAACUUUUAAACUUUUUAUAGUCUAAUAUAUAAAAAUUGUAAUCCCAUUUUUUUAGUAUUUGAAAGGUGUUAGGUAUGUAUGUCUUCGUGUAUCUCAUCCAGUGAAGUUCGUGGAUGAGGGGACAUUUCAUAGGGAAUGCUCUCUUGCAUGCAAAAGAGCUGAUAUAAUCCGUCCUUUUUAAUUUUCUAUCUGAAAUUCUUCAGUUCCAAGGUCUUCUGGUUUGGAGAAACACUAGAAAGAUUUCAAAACCUAUUAAGUUCUGUGUAUAUGGGGAUGCAGCAGCAGUUCAUAGAGUGGUGAUACCUUAUAGGAUCUGAAUAUGACACAAACUUCAGUCAUCUUCAAAUGUAACCAUGGUGGUAAGUGUAAAGCAUUAGGAGCUAAAGAUACUAGAUCUUUCGUCAUGUCAGAUAUGCUCUGGAAUGAGCAUAUUCAUCCAUCCUGCAGCCAGGGCUUUGUCCCCCCCUCGCUCAAGCCUUCAUGCUAUAGAGAUAGAUGAUUGCAUUUGACUCCUUAUUCAUCCACAUUUUCUUUGCUGCUUUGCACCUCCACAUCUCUGCCCAUGUUUUCAAAUGGGUAUCUCCUCCUGCAGAAUUCAGAUGGAUUGUUCUUUCGUCUCUCCCCAGCCACCCUGAAAGCUCUGUUGUUGAUUCACCAUAUGCACCAAGAAAGGAAGGCAAGCCUUGGUAAUGGGGCACCCCUUCCACAUUCCCAUGCACCUCCCAAGCAUCAGGACGAAGUCUAGAAUCUAUAACUGAAAACUUAGAAAAGAACCACAAUCUCUGAAUUCAGUAGCCCAGACCUAGAAGACCUUGUCUUAGUACUUUUGUAUUUCUGAGUGUUCCAGCUCCCCGCGUGCAUAGGUCUGCUUCCAUCCUUUCGAGCUCAUCGUGUCCUCCUGUGGUCGUAGUGUCUGUCUUUGAAACUUACAAACUUAAAAGGUACUUUUAUCAGUGUGUUUUCUCAAAAACAUUUACAAAACCAGCUUUGAGGAAAUCUAGAAUGUUUCCUGGCAACAGCAUUUGAAUAGCCGUAUUUUCUCAUUGUGAUGUUCUGUGUAAGUAGUCAAUGAAGUGACUCUUUGGUUCGUUACUGGUGUUUUUAUUUUGAGUCUUUGUGUGAACUCCCAGUGGCAGGAGGGCUAAAUCCCCUCCCAUUUUUAGUUUGUUUGUAGAAGUGUCAGAUAAAAUUACAAGAUAUUCAUUAAAAUUUGAAUUUCAUAUCAUUUUCAGCCUGUAUUUCACAAUAUUUGGCAUCUAUUUACAAUAAUAAAUAAAAACUAUCCUGAAAUGACUCUUUUUAAGUGAGCAUCCUGGCCUUUUACUAUGUUUUAUUUUGUUUCACUAAUCCUUACAGCCCUAUUGAUUUGGUCCUGGAAAAUCACUCUCAGCAUGUAAAUCCUCCAGGCCUUCACUGUCUCAAGUGAAGUGGAAGACAUCCUUCCUCACCCUUGCCUUCUUUCCAGAAAAGGGCAUCUGGGACCUUAACCUGCCUUUGUGGUGGGCUUCUGUUUAAGACAUCUUUAUUAUUAUAUUUAACCUGUAAUUGUGCUUUGACUAAAUGUCUAACUUACAUUAUAAUGUCUAACUUGUAAUUGUUUAAUAUUCAAUAAAAACAUUUUUGAACUA